Messenger RNA from Loxodonta africana (African savanna elephant), 3062 nucleotides. RefSeq names its product olfactory receptor 8K5-like. Gene Ontology annotation, biological process: G protein-coupled receptor signaling pathway; sensory perception of smell. The coding region runs from base 1436 to 2377 and encodes 313 amino acids. NCBI's taxonomy places the organism in Eukaryota, Metazoa, Chordata, Mammalia, Proboscidea, Elephantidae. The record is from RefSeq and is a predicted model, not a curated record. Gene Ontology annotation, cellular component: membrane. Gene Ontology annotation, molecular function: G protein-coupled receptor activity; odorant binding; olfactory receptor activity. The transcript has a single exon.
AAGUGCAAUACAGCAGAAGUCAGAAUGGGAAGAGAAUGUGUCCUCAGUUGUGAAUAUGGUGGGCAAACUGUGGUUGCAGAGUGGUUAAGUUUUCUGCUACUAAAUGGAGAGUUGGUGGUUGGAACCCAUCAGCUGCUCUGGGUGAGAAAAGUGUGGCAGUCAGCUAACUUCCAUAAAAAUUACAGCCUUGGAAACCCUAUGAGGCAGUUCUCCUUUGUCCUACAGGGUCUCUAUGAGUUGGAAUCGACUCAGUGGCAGUGGGUUAUAACACAUAAGUGUCACUAAACUCAGAUUGUCCCUGCUUCUUCCUCUAAAAUUAUCAAAAUCCCACAGAAAUUCUCAGACAAAAAUAAAGUGGACUAAAGGAAAACUUUGAUGUAAUUUUACAGAUAAAAUAUACUAUUUCUGUAUUAACAACAUUAUGGAUUUUUGAAGUUAACUUUAGGAACUCCUAUAUCACAAAUCAGGAGAUCCACAUAAAACACAUUAUUCAUUGACACAACAGACAUUAAUUUCUGUUGACUUUCUUUAGAAUUUAAUCUAUGUUAUAUCAAUGAGUAAGGUGUUACACACAGAUCUCCUUAUUUUUGGAUGUGGAAAACAUGGUGGUGUAGUGCUUAAGUGGAUUCCAACUCGAAUCCACCAGCCACUCUUUGGAAACUUUAUGCGGCAGUUCCACUCUGACCUAUAGGGCCACUAUGAGUUGAAAUCCACUAGACUGCAAAGUUUUUUUUUUUUGGCUGUAGAAGAUUCUAAAGUUUACUUCAACUUCAAAAUCAUAUGAAGAGCCCUGGUGGCACAGUGGUUAAGUGCUUGGCUGCGAACAGAAAGAUCAGCCACUCUGUGGGAGAAUGAUGUGGCAACCUGCUUCUGUAGAGAUUACAGCCUUGGAAACCCUACGAGGAAGAUCUAUUCCAUCCUAUAGGGACACUAUGAGUCAGAAAUGACUCAAUGAUGACAGAAAACAACAGUAUGAAGAAAAAGAUCAGUGGUUGUUCUCUGGUAGUCUUCUGCAUGGGAAACCUGGGUUAAAUUUCUGGCCAAUAUACUUCAUACACUACCACCACUGGGUCGGUCAGUAGUGAAUUCUGUAUUGCUAUGAUGCUGGAUAGGUUUCAGAGGAGGUUCUAGACUAAGGCAGGCUAGGAAAAAACGCCUAGUGCACAACUUCCCCUAAUUAGCCAGUGAAAACCCUGUGGAUCGCAAGGGUCCAAUCCAAAACAGAUCACAGGGAUGGUGUAGGAUUGGGCAGUAUUUUGUUUCAUUGUGUUUGUGGUCACUGUGAGUCGAGGCUAACUCAAUGACAGAUAACAACAAAAAAUAUGAGGAAAAAAAAACUUCCAUUGCUAUAAUAUAUUAUAACUUGAUUAGAAAAUACUACAUGAAAGCUAAUACCAAACCGUCUGUUUUUUUCCAGAAGAGGUAACUAGACUAAAUGGGCCAACAGAAUCUAACAAUGCCAACUGAAUUCAUUCUAAUGGGAGUCACAAGGAAACCCGAACUUCAGCUACCCCUUUUUGGGGUCUUCCUCAUCAUCUACAUGAUCACUGUGGUGGGCAACCUGGGCAUGAUCAUCUUGACCAAGAUGGACUCCCGCCUACACACGCCUAUGUAUUUUUUCAUCAGACACUUGGCCGUCAUUAAUCUUGGUAAUUCUACUGUCAUUUGCCCCAAGGUGUUGGUAAAUUUUGUUGUGGAUAAAAAUACCAUUUCUUAUUAUGCAUGUGCCACACAGAUGGCUUUCUUCAUUUUGUUCAUUAUCAGUGAACUUUUUAUCCUAUCAGCCAUGGCCUAUGACCGCUAUGUGGCUAUCUGUAACCCUCUGCUCUACAAUGUUAUCAUGUCCCAAAGACUUUGUUAUUUGCUUGUGGGCAUUCCAUAUUUCUACAGUUCUUUCCAGGCUCUGAUGUUCACCAGUAAGACUUUUACUUCCAUCUUCUGUGGUUCUAAUGUCAUCAGUCAUUUCUACCGUGAUGGAGUUCCCGUGUUAUCUAUACUCUGCUCAAAUUUACAAGAAAUAGAAUUGAUGCUUAUGAUAUUUUCAGCAUUUAAUUUGAUAUCCUCCCUCCUGGUUGUCCUGCUGUCUUACCAGCUGAUUCUGAUAGCCAUAUUUCGAAUGCAUUCUGCCAAGAGCAGGAAAAAAGCUUUCUCCACAUGUGGUUCUCAUCUGACAGUGGUAGUUGUGUUUUAUGGGACUCUAUUAUUUAUGUAUGUCCAGCCCAAAUCUUCUCACUCAAAUGAUACUGACACAAUGGCCUCUGUGUUUUACACUUUAGUCAUACCCAUGCUUAACCCUUUGAUAUACAGCUUGAGGAACAAAGAGGUAAAAAAUGCCUUCCAUAGGGUUUUUAAAAAUCAUUGCCAACUUUGUAUUUAAUAUUCACCCUUGUUUUAGUAAACAAUGCAAAAGGCAAUGUCGCUUGAUAAUAUUUUUAGUAGAUAUAAAUGCAUUCCUUUUGGUUCCAAAGCAAAGGCUAAUUAUAAAUCAGAUACUAUCACAUUGGUUAUAAUAAGACAUAUUAAUCCUAUUUUACACUGUCAUUUCUUCCCCAUCGUUCCUUGCUUCCUAUGCAUUGCUUACUUAUAUGAUUUCAUAAACCCUCACACUUCCACAAUGAUAAACUUGAACACACUCUUGAUCAAUAAAACAUAUGAUUGUUUCUGUCAGUUUUUUUAAGGGCAAGGGUCUUUCAAUCUUUUUCCCAUUGCAUUUUCUAGGCCUGAAGCAGCAGCGUAAAUAGUGUUACAGUCAAAGAAUUAUUGUGUCCUAUUAACAGAUGAAUAAUUUAUUUGUCAUUUUGUUAUGAAUCAAUUCUACUGUGAAAAUAAAUUCUUAACUAUGGAGUACUAAAAAGUGUGAAGUAGACUAGAUAAUUUUGAUUUGUCAGUAUUUAAUUUGAUUUCUUUCUUCUCUGCUUUGCUUUGGCAUAUAUGGUCCCCUAAGAAAAUGUUUUAAACUGGUAAAUAAGAAGCUAGUAAACAAACAUUUAAAUAAAUUCUACCAUAAUGGGAUAUCUUAGUCAUCUAGUGCUGCUGUGACAGAAUUACCACGAGUGGAUGGC